GCCAAGUCCUAUUUGAGGGGACUCAACACAGUGAAUCACCGCAGACUUGUGCCAAUAUGAAAGGACACAGCUGAGGACAUUUUUUGGGACAUGGUACACACUCUGAAUGCAGCAUGCUGUAGCUGUCUUCAGUGACAACAGUCCUGCUGCAGGUUGACUACGUGCUGUGUGGCUGGAGGCUACAUGGCUUCAGGUGGAGCAGAGGAGGAUGAUGGAGGGAUUCCAUUGGACAUUGACAACGUGCACAUGCUCCUCCAAGUGGAGCAUGAGCAGAUUCAGAAAAGGACCUUCACCAACUGGAUAAAUGCUCAACUCGCUAAGAGAUGUCCUCCCUCGUGUAUGGCAGACCUCUUCUCUGACAUCAGAGAUGGGUCACAGCUGCUUGACCUGCUGGAGGUGAUGAGUGGUCAACCUAUGAAAAGACAAAGGGGCCGAGGGGUUUUCCAGCACAGGGCAAACAUUGAGACAGCACUGAACUUUCUCAAGAAGAAAUCUAUCAAACUGGUGAACAUAAACAUCCCAGAUAUCAUAGAUGGACGGCCCUCCAUCAUCCUCGGACUUGUGUGGACCAUCAUCCUCCACUGUCAUAUCGAGGAGCUGGCCAGCACUCUCGCCUACAACUCUUGUCAUUCCUCCCUCGACUCUCUGGCCAGCCUGGACUCCUUUCCUGGCAGCCCCAUCCCAGCGAGUCCAGUCCCUGCAGGCCGGACGUCACCUCUCCACAGACGCUUCCAAGUAUCCGCCAAGAAGGCCCUGCUCAUGUGGGUCAGGGACCAAUGCAAAAAGGUCGGUUGCUCCAUGAGUGUGAAGAACUUCAAGUCGAGCUGGAGAAGUGGAGAGGCCUUCUUGGCCAUCCUGUGUUCUCUCAGACCACAGCUGGCUGAUCUCUCACUGGUUCAGUCCAGAAGCAACCAGGAGAACCUGGAAGAGGCGUUUCACCUGGCCGAGAGGGAACUCCACAUCCCCCGCCUGCUCGAGCCCCAGGAUGUUGAUGUUGAAGACCCUGAUGAGAAGUCCAUCAUGACUUACGUGGCCCAGUUUCUACAGUACUCCAAUGACAUGCCGGCACCUGAUGACCACCUGCAGCUGUUUCCUCUGGUCCAGCCCUUUUCUCUCUCACCUGUGAACUUGCCUGCUCACUUCACUCCAGCAAUCGCUGUUUCCCCAUUACGCCAGGUUUCUCCAAGUGAGCGAGCACUAGAGGUGACUUGCUGGCUGCAGCAAGCCUUCGAGGAACUAUCAGAAGCAUGGACAGCGACAGAAAAAUCCAACUUUGCAGAAAAAUAUCAUGUGUUUCAGAACGUUGCUGGUUCCUUCACUGAGCAAAGGAAACCAGUGAUGACCCUCCUUGCAGCCAUAAGACGCUGCCCUGAGCUGAGCCAAGAGCAGUGUGCUCUCAGAACAGCAUGGGAUCGUCUGGAAGAGAAGCUGCAGAGAUGUAAAGCAGACCUGGACUCCAGCCUUCCUCCUCCUCUGAACUCAGUUGUCACGUGGCUGCAGCGUGCAGAGGCAGCGCUGACAGAAGAGGGAGGAAGAGUGGGAGAUCAUGCAGAUGCUGCUAAAGAAGCAAGAGCUCAACAAGACGUGCAAAAGUCAUUAAUGAGAGAGAUGAGCCACCACGUCAAAAUCCUUGAUACCUUUCUCAACAUGGAUGACUCAGGGAAUGAAGUAGUGCCCCCUGAAAAGUUUGAUGAGAUAAAAAGACGUUUAACCAAUAUCCGAGUCACUGCCAAGUAUCAAGGGAUCAAGUUGGAAUACCGGGAAUGCCGUCACACUGUGCUGGAUCUCCUGGGCCGCAUCAGUGCUAAGCUUCAGACCUGGAAAGCUCCCUACAGUUCCCAGGAGACAGUACUUCUGCUUCUGCAGGACUGGCAUGAAACAGUGGAUCGCCAAAGCUUGCUGUUAAUCCUGAUGGAUGCUCUCCAAAACCUCAAGGAGAAGGCGAAUGCUUACAACAGCAAGGCAGCGCUAGGUAACGACUCCCAGCUUGUUACUCGUCAGGUGAAGGAAGCAGAAAGUGAAGCUGAAUUGGCCACACAGGUUGUGACGGCAGUGAGAGGGACGAUGGAGAGAGUGCUGUCUGCGUGGGAGACUUACGACAAGUGCCUCACUGCUCUACAGACAUGGCUGGCACAGGAGAUACAGUCGAGCACCCAGUCUCCUGCUGCGGGGACGAAGGACAUGAGCGAGUUUACAUCAUGUCAAGCUAAGUUAAACGAGGCGGGGAACUUCCUCAUUGAAAUGACGGAGCCUUCAACCAGCCUGGCUCUCGCUGAGCACCUCAGCAGGGUCAACAUGCAGUGGGCUGAGUGCAUGAAGAGGACAGUGUUUGGGGUGUCAUCGGAGCCCAGUGUCAGCCCCAUGUGUCUUCAGAUGGUGCAUUCACUGACCCAGGAGGCCAGCUGGCUACUGAGGCAGCCGCUGGAGGUGGCCUCAGUCUCACUGAAGGCUAACAGACAGAAACUACAGCUCCUGAGCAAAAGGAUGGCAGAGGUGGAUCUUUCAUCUCUCAGUCCAUCCCCAGACUCUCAAACAGCCCACAUGGAGAACCUCCAGCAAACUCUCCCACAGAUGGUUGUUGAAGCCGAGAGGACCUGUGGAGAGCUGCAGCAGGCUGCAUCCAGGCUAGAGGGCUGUCUAGCUGAGCUGGACCACUGGAGCACAGACGCCCUGGACUGUUACCAGCACCUAAAGGAGGAAAAGCACAGAGGACGCUCUUUGCUGGAACCUACAGCCAAAGCGCUGAUAUCUCGAGGCAUGCAGCUGGAGAACCAGGUUGUAACUGAGAGACAGGAUCUGCUGGACCUUGUGGCACGAGUACGGAAAACCUCUCCUCUGCAGCACCUCUGUACGUCCGGCAUACAGGACAGGAUCUCAGAGACAGUCUCCCACUGCCAGGAGAUUCUUGGAAUGUUCAGCAACCUCGGAUUUCGGCAGCACGUUGAAACAGCUCAUCAGACACAGAGACAGCUCGAGGCAGGGUUACUUGUUGUGGUCAGAACCAAACAUGUAGACCAGGUUGGGAAUGUGAUGCUGCAAGCCCAGGACUCAAAUCAGGCUUCACAUCGGAUGCUUCAACAAGACGCAAGAGCUCCCCAGGGUUGGCCUAAAAACAAGCAUGUGAACACACAGGGUGAAGCAACCAUUGUUAAAAUUGUUAAACCACGUGUCGGAAUCCAAACGCUGCCUCUGCCAAUCAGGGAAUCUCGUAUUCAAUCUCCUCUUGCUCAAACUGUAAAAGCAGCUGAAUCUGAGCCCAUGAUGCAGCCUCCGCCUUUUUCCAAAUCUAACGCUCAAGCUCCACGUCCGAGUCAAAAUGAUCAACUUCAAACACCCCCAUCACAAACUCGGAUAUCGAUCUCCAGAAUAAAAGGGCAGCCAAACACUCAGAGUGAUAAAACACCUCCACAGCCGCCGGUUAUGGUCCGCAGUGAGGUUCAUUCAAAAGCCCAGUCCAUGGCAAGGAGCAGACUGGAGAAGGCCAGGUUUCGUCUGCAAGGACGCAUCCAGCAAGCCAUCAAGUUAUUUGGUGGCAAAGAGAUUUCGGCAUCACAAGCUAAGAGGAAACAGAGGGCUUUAAAGAUUCUGCAGCCUGCCAUUCUCGAGGAGUUCCUUGGAGCUGUGGAGGGUUUUGGGGCCUUUUGCACCGGGCCCCAACUCCAGGACUUGAUGCUUCUGUCUGACUCAGUCAGAAAGCAGUGGGAGGAUGUACUCAGAGAAAUGGCUGCCUUUGUUCCCAUCUUAUGGUCUAACAUCAGAGAGGGAAAGCAGCCAUUUUCUGUUGUGCAACGUGAAACCCAAACUAACGCUCUGCACAAUGCCACUGACCAGACUGACCAUGAUUUUUUGCUGCAGCAACAGGUCAUUGAAGACGGAGCUGCGUCUGUUGACGUCGAGUCACUCCAAGAACUGUGUGAAACACUAACACCGAGACAGUCCUCCUGCCUGGCAACGGACCAACUGAGGGAGUCAGAUGAAGCGCAGGAAACACAGCCCAGUGACACAGUGCUCCCACCUGACUGCAGGGGACAGCAGCUCCGGGGAAACACCCCGCUGAGAGCGACUGGCGUGUCGGCCGACACACAGCGCAGCAACAGUCUCCCACAGAAACAAAGCGUGGACAGCCAACAACAAGACUUGUCACCUGUGUGUGUUGCUGAGUCAGUGCUGCCUCGUGCUGAUACCCUCCAACUGCGAGAUCAGGAUGUCCCAACACAGAGUGAGGAUGUCCCGACGCAAUGUAGAGGCCAGGGGUCAGAGAGCAAACUAAAGCCAUCACUUCGAUCCAAAGAGCGGCCGCUGAAAGCUCGUCUGCUGAACAUCACAGAGGACAACCAGCAAACCCAAGCUCAUGUACAGGCGGUUGUCAGGGGCGACACUGUGGAGACCAAGCAGGAGGCAGAGUGGACCGUCAUCUCAGAGACAGCCGCCCUACAGCAGGAAGAGCACUCCUCCAGGCAGGAAGCACAGGAAAGGUACAGAAAGUCCCGCUCAGCAUUUCAGUCUCAACUCCAGAGGAACAAGCAACAUUUGGAGGAGUUUAUCUUGGACCCUGUCACCACCUCCACCCUGCAGAAUCAAAGGAAGCAACUACAGACUUUAAAGCAGGUGACGCAGACACUAGCGUUUGAGUUUGAGCUCCAGUAUGCCCAGAUAUCCCGGUGCUCCCGUCUGAUGAGCAGGGAAGAUGUUGGUGAAGUGGAGAGAGACUGGGAGCGGCUGAGUCAGCAGUGGAGAGGCCAACUAAUGUGCCUACAGAGCAGGAUGACAUGUUUAGAGAAUACUGCUGAGCUGAUGGAGUCUGCAGACGAUCAGAUGGCGCUGAUCAAAGGAAAACUGGACCGAAUCAUCAGAGAGUCUGUGGACAUCUCCUCCCUCACCCUGGCUGACUCCAGACUGAAAUCUGAUUUAAAGGAGAUGGAUGUCAGACUGCGGUCUGAGGCGAGAAAGCUAUCAGAGCGAGGAGCUGAAGUGAAAAGACAAGAGCUGGAAGCCAAGUUCCCUUCAUCGCUCUGCCAGGCUCUCCGCAACACUGUCCAUCAUCUGGAGCAGCUCAGACAGCAGCUGGAGAAGGUUCAGUCUGCUGCACAGGCUCUGGAUCACUUCUUGGCCACAGUGCGGGAAGUCAAGGCCGAGAUCCCAACCCUGCUGGCAAAGCAGGACACCAGCAGACAGCGAAAUCUGACAGACUGGGAGCAGGAGAGACACUGUUGGCAGGCAGCGAUGCAGCAGAGGUUGCAGACCGCUGCGCAACAAUCUGACUGCGUUGACAGCACUUUAAAGGCAGUGGGGAUGACUCUGACCAUGGAUGGUGCAGCAGUGACGUGCCAGGAUGUGGUGACGUCAUUGUCCCAGCAAGCUGUGGAUGUGGAGAAAGAGAUGGUGAGAGCCAAGAGGAGGGAGAGGAAAAGCGAUGAUUCACCACAUGAGGGGGAAGAACAGGAGCAGGACCAUCCCACUCUGAGUAGAAUGGAAGAGGAGUCCGGGUUGGAGGCCAAGAGGAGUAGGCUGGAAGAACAUGAUGAGACAAAUACGCAAGGGGAGGGAGACCACAAAGCUCAAACAUGGGCGUCUGAAGGGGACGUCUUAAAGGCCAAGGACCAGAGAAGAAGAAUAAGCAGCCAGGUUAAGAAAGAGGGAGAAGAGAAGGAGAGUUUGCUCCAGAGGAGAGUUGCCUUGUUGGGCACUCUGAGGGAGAUAAGGAGAGCAGCUGAGCAGCUGAGGUUACAGGAGCCCACCCUGCCUGCUCUGCAACACAGGACUCGAGCAUUGACAGAGCUGGAAAGUCGUCUUGCUGCCCACCUCGCUGAGCUGCAGCACAUGCAAGAUGCAGCUUUACAAUCAGAAAUCCCUGAUGGGAGUCAAACCAGAGAGGGGGAGGAUGUCUGGAAAGAGGCCAAAAAAGCUGUAUCUGAACGGCUGGAGCAGUGUUGCACCCUAACAGAGCUGCUGAAGAAGUUUCAGAGCAUUCGUGGUGAGCUGAGUGGGACGCUGCAGAGGGCAGAGAGCACCAUCAGUGAACAGGCAUCCUACCUGGGAAAAGACAACCUGCAGAGACUGCACACUAAGGUGCAGGACACAAAAGCAGAGCUGAACGGCCUCGGGGACGGCAUAGAGGAGAUCCGCAAUGUCUGCAGGCAGCUUCACACUCAUCUACGUAAGAUCCCAGAGUGCACCAUGAUCCCAUUUGAGGACGAAGCGGAAGCUCUCAUGGACCGCUGGCUGGAUGUGUCAGAAAGAACAGAUUCCCGCCUUGAAAACCUGCACGUUGGCCUGACUCUGUGGGAUGGGGUCCUUGAGCUGGGAGCAGAUGUAGAGAGCUGGACCACCAAUAAAGUAGCAGUAUUUGCUCAGUCUCCAUCCUUUGAGACAGAGGACAACAUCAGGACCAUGCAGAAUGAAAUUGCAGCCCAAGAGGAGAAAAUGGAGCGUUUCCACAGAAGAGCAGCUGAGGUUCAGGCACUGCUUCAAAGCACAGAGCCCCCUCUGGAGCUGCAGGUUGUGGAGACCCAGAUGAGGAAGAAGAUAGAGCAGCUGAAGGAGCUUGUUUCUGAAGCUGAGGAUGUUUACAGGCAGAUGGUGGCUGCAAAGGAACAAAUCACUGCCAGGAUGAGUGAAUGCUUCAACUCCCUCCAGAGGAUUCAAGACUCCCUUCUCACUCUCAGUGGUCUGGAUGUUGCAACAGUGCUUGCAAAGCUUAAGAAUCUAUUGUUUGAGCUCCAGACGCAGGAUGAGCAGGCAGAGAGUCUGCUGGAGGAUCUUCAGGUUAUGGCCUCCAUAGCGAGUUCAGUCAGCCUGCAGAGUCUGUCUGCAGAUGCCAUUCAGCUGCAGGAUAAAGUCAGAAACACCCACCAGCUCUUCUCUGAGGUGGACGAAGAGACUGAGAGGAACAUCCAGGCUCACAAUAGGCUGCAAAGGGAGGGUGAACAUUUGAAACAAUGGCUGCAAAGCAUUGAGGAAAGAGUAGCGAAGGAGGAGGACGUUAGUCUCCUGCAAGAGGAAGCACUUCAACAAAGGGCGAGGACAGAGGCCCUCCAUCAGCUUGUGUCUUCCUUACGGAGGAGCACACUUCGGCAGUGUGCUGUGGUGGAAGAGAGCAGCAAACUGCUGCAACGAUACCACAACUUUCAAACCAGCAGACUGCAUGGCUGUACAGAGAAGCAGAGCUCUCUGAGCAGGGAAUCCCCUCAAUCCUGGGUUGGAGAUCUGAGACGAGCCGAUGACUCUCUCAGUAUGCAGAGUGGUGUGGAGCAGAAACUUCACCAUGCUCAAGCUGCGGUGAGUGCGACGACAGAGAAGGAGGCUCGUCUCGAAGAGCUCAGGGUUACUGGAGACUGUCUUAGCCACAAAAUGUGUGAUGAGGACAACAUAAAACUGGACAUUCAGGACACCACUGAGGAAGCAGAGGAGCAGGGGAAGGACCUCCUCCAGUCAGGUCAGCCUUGUCACAGUGCUCUACAACCUGAUCCAGACCUCACCUCCUCCUACCUGGACGGAAAACAGCAGGCCUGCCGCAAAGUGGAGGAGCUGCAGCGCAGAACUGCUCAGCUCCCCACUUUAUUCCCGUGGCCUGGCACUUCUGAGCGCAGACAAACCUGCCUUGUAGCCCAUCAGCUGCAGGAUGAGGCUGAAUCCCUGCAAUUAACUCUUACCAGCCUGGCUGAGCAGAGGACAGAGCUGGCUGAACAAACCGACAGCACCGGCGAUCCCUCCUCGGCUGAGGUGGACACCUGCUUGUCAUCACUGAUGGAGGAGGUGAAGGGUGUGUGUUCCCGCCUCGAGGAAGGUGUGUGUAAUGAGGAGCAUUUUGGCCAGUCACUGCAGGACUGCCGCCAUAAAUUGACAUCCCUUCAGGAAAGGAUGUCAGCCUGUCAAGCCCAGGAAGAAAGCUCAGCUGGACUGAUCACUGAUGUACUCGCUCUGGAGGCUUUGCUACAAGAAGUAACCGACAUAGAAAAAGAUCUUUUACAAAUAGUAACACUCAAGGACUACAUCACAGCUAGUCUAUUAGCAGAGGCCCAGGCCAGCCUCUCCCAGCAAGUCAGCAACCUCCAAAGCCACAAGAGGGCACUAGACAGCAGCAUCAGAGAACAUCUGGCCCUGCUCACAGAAAACAGGAACCUGAGAGUCCAGCAAGUGAAGGAAGAGAUCUCCUGUGUGCAAACAACUCUGAAAGAUCUGGCUGAAAAUCUGAGUGGGAACUGUGAAGUUUCGCCUGAUACCAACCAGCUUAAACAGCAGUGGUACACAUUACAGGACUGUGAUACCAGGCUGACAGAGCUGGCUGCAAGAGUUAAUGACCUGAAGAAGACUGGAGAGUUGGGCAUCUCUCAAGAGCCGCUGCAUGCUGAAGUCACUUUGACUGUUGAGGCUGUUGCUAAAGACCUUAACAGCAUCACGUCCGCUCUUCUACAAAAGAAGCAGGAGUGUGCUGAAAACACUGCUAACAGGGUGAGACAGCUAAUCAGCCAGCUACAGAAGUGGAGUCAAACAGUACGAGCUGAACCAUCAUCACACAGCCAGGCUGCUUUGAAUGAGGGUUUGAGACUUCAGCAAGAUCUUCGUGAACUGCUGUCAGAACGAGAUAUUCUUCUAUACCGUCUGGGGAAAAAAGUGACAAAGAAACUGCAGAAAAGGGCCUCAGCUGCUCUCAAUGAAAGCACACUUGCACUUGAAACCUUAUCCAAAUUCCUGGUUGCACAGGGCAGUCAAGGUCAUUGUGAAGUGGAGUUGGACAAAGAUUUGCCAGGCAGAGUUGUUGAAGAAACUUGUAGCAGCGAAAGUGAUGCACCGUACUUGGCUUCUGCUGAUGAAACUACAGCCAUGUGUCCUCCUGCUUCUCCGUCAGCAAUAAACAACAAAGAAAACUCUUCAAGUGAUCAGAAUGACAACAAACUUGAAACUAAAGGCCCACUGGAAACAGACAAAGAAGAUGUCCCUAAGCAGUUCUCAUCUGCAGCGGAUGUUUUCAAAUCACAACUUUUAACAUCAACUCCACCAACAUUCAACUUAAAGAAAUCUGAACCAUUGCAGGAAGACACUACCUCAACCCAGGACUCUAAGUCAACUAUAUACAAAGACAACACCAAAGAAAUCACUUCAGCACACUGUGUCACACCCCUGGUUGGAUCCCCAGGGACAAAGCCAGACAGCACCCCUCUUUCUAACCCUGAAAGUGUGUCUGAGCAUUUAGCAGCACAAUCAGAGACGUUUAAGGCAGUCACAGAUGCUCAUGAAGAACACUGUGAGGACAUCGGUGUGACCCCAAAGAAGGUGUAUACAAUAAUGUUAGACAUAGAGCCACAGGACACGCAGAAAAUUGAAAGUGUUGGUCCAGAUGCACCCAGAUGUUCUCAGGGAGCAGAGCUUUGUGAUACAACACUCACAGAAGUUUCAACUAUUCCUGAGAAAAAUUCUGGACUCUUAAACAGUCCUGAAUCAGACUUUCAAGGCUUUCUUCUAGCCGCAGAUACAGAUAUAUCGAAGCCACUUGCCGAUGCCCCAGAAACUGAGAAGUACCGUGAGGAUAUCAGUGAGAGCUCAGAUAAAGUGUAUACAAUAGUGUUGGACAUUGAACCACAGGACACGCAGAAAAAUGAAAGUGUUGGUCCAGAUGCACUCAGAUGUUCUCAGGAAGCAGAGCUUUGUGAUACAACGCUCACAAAAGUUUCAACUAUUCCUGAGAAAAAUUCUGGACUCUUAACCAGUCCUGAAUCAGACUUGGAGAGCCUUCAUCUAGCCGCACAAACAGAUACACUGAAGGCACUCACUGAUGCCCCAGAAAAGGAGAAAUACUGCGAGGAUGUCAGUGAGAGUUCAGAUAAAGUGUAUUCAACAGUGUUGGACAUAGAGCCACAGGACAUGCAGAAAAACGAAAGUGUCGGUCCAGAUGCACUCAGAUGUUCUCAGGCAGCAGAGCUCUGUGAUACAACGCUCACAGAAGAUUCAACUAUUCCUGAGGAAAAAUCUGGACUCUUGAACAGUCCUGAAUUAGAUUUUACAAGCCUUCAUCUAGCAGCACAAACAGAUACAUCGACAGCACUCACUGAUGCCCCAGAAAAGGAGAAAUACUGUGAGGAUAUCAGUGAGAGCUCAGAUAAAGUGUAUACAAUAGUGUUGGACAUAGAGUUGCCUGAUUUCAAGCCACAGGACAGUGUUGGAGCCAGCAGACCAGAUGUUCUCAGCUGUUCACAGGGGGCAGAGCUUUGUGAUACAACGCUCACAGAAGUUUCAACUAUUCCUGAGAAAAAUUCUGGACUCUUAAACAGUCCUGAAUCAGACUUUCAAAGCCUUCAUCUAGUCGCAGAUACAGAUAUAUCAAAGCCACUUGCCGAUGCCCCAGAAACUGAGAAGUACCGUGAGGAUAUCAGUGAGAGCUCAGAUAAAGUGUAUACAACAGUGUUGGACAUAGAGCUGCCUGAUUUCAAGCCACAGGACAGUGUUGGAGCCAGCAGACCAGAUGUUCUCAGCUGUUCACAGGGGGCAGAGCUUUGUGAUGCAAAGCUCACAGAAGUUUCAAGUAUUCCUGAGACGGAAUCUGGACUUCUUACAACAUUGGCGAGUCCCGAAUCAGAUAAAACAGGCACGGAAAAUCAUUCUUUAAAGAGCUAUGCAUUAAAUGAGUCUCAAGUGACACACUCGCUGCCAGAAAACCCCUCAGCAUUAGUAAGUACAGAGCUGGACGGGGUAAAAUCCACAAGUGCCGAAUUAUCAUGCAAGGAAAAGUCAGAAACCCCUAAAUUGAUGCACAGUGAGGUGUUGAAUUCCUCCAGCUCAUGUGGCACUGUUGCUGAAUGUCAGCUCACCGGUGCACACACAGCAGAAACAACAUCUCCGGAUGUCAAACAAGAGGAGACGACAGAUUUCUGUCACGCUGCAAAGCAAACAAUGAGCUCAGUCUUUUGCACUGCGGAGGGAGAUGCCAUAACCGCAACACAAAUACCUGCUGGUGACAAUAAACAAAUGAAUGUUGCUGACACUGCACAGAGCAAAGGUACAGGACAGCUGGAGGUGGCAGAUGGAGAAAAAACAGAAGAAGCAAGUGACCCUGAACACCUGGAGUCCAAACUUUUAAAAGGGCCAAAAAGACGAGAAAAAGCUACGCCGCUGUUUGAAGAAAGUGAAUGGAAGGUAGCUGCAUCGCUGGAGGACACUGAGGUGACACAGAAACAGCGUCAGAGACAAGAAAGCAUGGAGCCUGAGAGGACAGCGCCGGGUUUGGAAGCUGAUCUGCAGGCUUGGGAGGCGACAGGUGGAUCAACAGAGUCCUACAAACAAGAGUCCACCAUGCAGGAUGUUUUGUCUGAGAUCCAGAGCUUGGUGGAAAGAAGUAACAUAAUAAAUCGGACACCACACAUUGAUUUAAACUGGUACCUGAAGUCUUCUCCUGGUGAACCAGAGAUUCGCUUGGUACGAACUGUCCAAAAAGUUCUGGCAUGUCGCUACCAACCAGCACGACUCGAUGUCACUGCAAUGGCCAAACAACUGCAGGAGGCAGAGGACUACAGGCGCUGUGUGCAGGAGCAAGUGGCUACUAUCAAAAGCAUGAGCAGUGCAAGGAUUUGUGACCCAGUGGCCUUGAGAAGAGUUGAAGGACAGUGUUGUGCUGCACUGCUGGAUGCCUCUGCCACAGCGCAGGUCAAAGCAACACAGCUUGAUCAGGUCAAACAGUAUCACAGACAGAUGAAGAUCACCAGAGCUUUUAUGGAGGUUGUAGCCACUGAGAAAGACAAAAUGAGCUUAAAUACUUUAGGAAGCAGCGCUCUUCAGGCUGACAAACUCCACGCCCUGCUGCAAACCAUGGUACAGAAAAAAGACAUGAUAGAUGGGCUCCUCCAGUUAGGUAGCCAGUUGUCGGUCCACUUGAGCAACGCUGAGAGUUCAGGUGCUCUUCUUGCCCAGCUUGGAGAUGUCCAGGAAGAAUGGAGACUUUUAGAAGGAAGUAUCAAACGAGCUCUGCAGCACGCCUCAAGCUCCACCUCUCAAUCCUCUCUCUUAAUAAAAGAGGCCGAACUGCUUAAAGCCAAGCUUGAAGCUCUCCAGAAAUCCGACUUUCAAAGCCACAACAGCAAAAGUGCUUUAGAAUAUGUUUGUCUGACCACAGACCUCAAGCUGUACAACCAGCUUUAUCUGCACUUACAGUCCCAGUCAGAUGCUCUUGUGCAUUUCUCUCUUGGUCAGAAAGAGAAGGACGAGAUCAGACGUAAUCUUAAGGAACUGGGGUCCUUGCUAAAUGUCACCAAGGGUAAGUUUGACACUUCCACAUUCAGCUGUGGCAGCAUUUCUUCUGCUAAGAUCAACAAGCAACUACAAGACCUGAUUAUAUGGGCCAAGCAGGCAGAAAACCACAUCUCUAUUGGGAAAAAGUUAGCUCUUUUCCCAGAGGAGGCUCGUUUUCAGAUUACUGAGAUGAAGAAAUUCCAAAAUGAUAUCUGGUUUAGAAGAUCCAAGAUGCAAGAAGAAGUUGAGCAUAUGAAAGAUGUAGUCUCUGAUAUGGAAAAGGAGGAAAGUGAUCACGUGUUGAAGACAGUAGAAGACCUGUAUGAGGCCAUUGCUGACAGCUUGGAUCAUGUUCUUGAUACCAUGAAGAAAAAUCUGCAGGAGAGGGAGAAACUUUUAUGCCAGCUCGCUAGCAUGGAUGCCUGGCUAGCAGAAACACAUGCUGAAAGAGAUCCCUGCACCCAUGUUGACAAUGUCUCAAAAGCUAACAUCAGAAAGCUGGAGAGCAAGCUAAAAAGUCACAAAUCAGCCACAGUGGAGAUCGAAAUCCAACUGAAACAGGUGGAAGCAAUGGGAGAAAUUUGCAAGGAAAUAGCUGUAGGGUUGAGUCCAGGAGAGAGCCGCUACCUUGUCAACAGACUGUCAGGCCUUUGGACAGAAUUAGAUGGAUUGUUAGCUCAUGAGAAAGCAGCCAGCUGGGAAUUGGAGGAGCUGAUUCAUGAGCGAACCACUUCAGAUGAGGAGUUAGCCACCAUCCAGGCUAGCUUAAAGCAAAUCUCCACCGAUGUGGAGCAGCAAAGAUUCCCUUUAACACAGGAAACCCUUUCAACAAUUGCACAUUUGAAGCACAUGCUAAUGGAGCAUCAAUGUCAAGCACAAGAGCUUGAGCACUGCCAGGAGGCCAAGCGAAGCUCCCUGCUGAGCACCAUUGGGGAACUGCAAGACCAAUGCAAAGCUCUGACUAUUAAUGCUACUGAGCAAGACAAAUAUCUGCACCUGAGGAGACAAAUGGAGGAAUCUAGAGACAUUACAAAAGAGCAAAUCCAGCGUGCCAAAGAUAAAACAAUAAGUGUGGUAGAGAGGUUCAGACUGUGCCAAAUACUCCUGGUUGAGCUUCCCCUGUUGAAGACACAGUGUCAAGAAGCAGCAGACCAAUUGGAGGCUGUAGCUCAGGAGUUGUACCCAUCUGAGCUGAAUGCAGAGAGGCAGAGGAUCCACCACACUGUGGAAACUUUAGUCUCCUGGGAGUUCUCUGUCACAGAUGAUAUCAAAAAGCUAGAGGCCAAGCUUCUGCGAGGUCUGCAGUUUUCCUCCGAGCUUCCCAACUUAAAAGAGCUUUUCCUAACAACAAGAGCAGAGCUGGCGGAAGCCGAACCAGUAAAUCCAGAUGAAAGAGCCAUUGAUACUGCACUUAGAAGAAAUUGGGUUAUUUGGAGAAAUAUGGAGUCUGGGAUGAGGGUGUUGGAAGGUCUGGCACGGAAAGAAAAGGUUAACCUGAAGAACUACAAGGACCUGUACUCUCUUAGGGAUGCAACCAUGCAAGAGUGCCAUUUACGAAUGGAGAGUUUAUGCCAGGCGAGAGAAUCCCUGAAAGACUACCAGUGGGCUGCUCAAGGAGCAAUAGGCUUCCUUCAUAAUGCUGAAUCCACCUUCUUAUCAGCUACCGGAGGGUUUUUGGACUGUACUGAGGAGAAAAGACAGACCCAGCAGGCUCUAGAAGCCCUUGAAGAUGGAUUUCAGGCUCAUAUAAGCCACCUUGCAGACCUGGUGCCCCAACAACCCUGCCUCUCCUGCCCAAAGCAGCUUCACAUCAGCAUCCUCAGUCAGUUGUUGGUGGGAAGAGCCAUACUCGAGGCCCAAGCCCAGCUCAGGCUGGAGUCCUUGCAGAGGUGUGAAAUAAGUGGGCCAAGCCACAGGAAGUGCCAUGAAGACAUACGUCAGCGUCUUUCAGGGCUUGAAACCAAGCUUUCAGACUGUGCCGCAGUACAAGUGACAUCGUAUGACAAAUGUGUUGCCCAACAAAAAAGAGCCAAACUUCUGAUGGAAGAUCUUCGCAGCCUUGCUGGUAAGAUAGAAGAACUGAGAGCUGGAUGUCCGAUGCAGGGCUGUGGGGUUGGAAAGGGUGGCGAGCUGGGCGCCUUCUGGAGACGCUGGGUAUCAUUACGCCGUGGUGUCGGCCUACUGAUGGCACAUACAGAACAGAGAGGAGAGGAAUGGAAGGACAUCACUACAAGUAUGGAGCAGUGCUGCAGCUUGUUGGCCAGUCUUCAAGCCGAGGUUCCUGACUCCGCCACUGUGAGCUUCACUCAAGAGGAGCCCCUGGAGCUUCUGGCUCAGGCUGAGAUACACCAGGCGGGGCUGGAGCAGGAGCAGCAGGCCUUAGCCUCCCUGGAGCAUCGACUGGAGCACGCCCUGAGCUUAUCUAGGUCCCAGGAGCCCAUCAGCCCCGGACCUGUGGGCAAAACACUAGUGAAGAUCCAAGAGAAUGUCAGGAGCUUAAAAGAAAGAAACCUGCUGGUGGUAGCUGCGGCUCAGGCAGAGGAGAAAGAGAGACAGCAGGUCCAAGAGGAGAUAGAAGAGUUGGAGCGACACAUGUUUGACCUUCUUCCUGCGCUGGAAGCCUGCUCGAAUCCAAUAAAACAACAGGAGCUCAGGAAGGAUCUGUCCUCCCAGAAAGCCAAACUAAAGCGCAUCGUGGAUGGUGUUCAGAGCCGGUACACUGAGAUACCAGCUGAUAUCAGCAGAAGGUUACAAGAAGUUGAACAGUCUCUACAAACAGAAGAGGAGAAGCUCAUGGAGAAGAGCGACCCGGUUCGGAAGUUGGCUCGUCAAGUGGCAGAGUUGGGCUCUGGCCUGGACAAAGUGACGGAGUUACUGGAGCAAAACAGUGCAACAGUCAGUGACGCUCAAAAUGCACUCAAGCAUGCGUGGGAUGAGCUGGAUGCCUGGCACAGCCGCUUGAUGCUCCUUGAGAGCGAGGUGCAGGAUCUUGCAGAGGAGCAUCCGGACCAAGCCCACCAACUCAUGGACCAACUCACCCACCCACUGCAGCUCUACCAAAACGCAGCGCAAAUGACAGAGCAGCGCACCGCCUUCCUCAGCAAGAUCCCUGAAUGUCUUCAGGAGUUUGAAGACAUUCUGUAUGGCGCCACCUGCUGGUUAGACGAAGCCCAGUCAUGGCUCGGUGCUCCCUGCUGCUUCACAACAGCCAGAGGCCUCCAGAAUCAUGCAAACUCCCUGCAGCUGGUCCUGGACGACUCCGAGAGGAUCAGACAGGCGCUUGAGGACUUCAGGCCAGUCCUGGAUGAGAUUUCUGACGUGUGUGACAUCAGCACCCACAAGGAGAGGGUGGACCAGAAUGACCAACAAGUAGACAAAAUGCAACGCCAGAUCCUAGAGCCACUCGAGCAGCUCCUGCAGGCUGUUUCGGUGGUGGAGGCAAUGGAGGCAGAGCUGAAGACUAUGGAGAAGAACGUCCCGAAGAUCAAAGCGAUUUUAUCCUCUGUGGACGACUCCAACAUAUCUGUGUCGGAGCAUCUUCACAACCGACAGGUGAUCCUGGCCAACGUGCAGUCAAUGCGGAGGACACUGGAGGAGGUGGAGAGAUGCAAAGGAGAGCUUCACCUCCCAAAGGGAGCAGAUGAGAGCCUGCUGGUCUUCUCCAGAGCCAGACUGCUCCUGCAGCCGCUCGAGGAGCUGGAACAACUCACCCAGCAACAAGCCACGCUGCUGGAGAACAAGAUUAGGGAGGAGGAACAAACCAGGAAGGAUCUUGGUAUCACUGCACUCUCUGAUAUUCCUGAGGAAGCACAGCAGCACGACAGAUCUGCACUAAGACACUUAGUCCAGGACCUGGAGGAGACACUAAACGCUUCAGAUGUGCAAAGUGAAGAUUUAACAGAAAUUAAGCCACUGUCAGACGUUAAGGCACUGGAGACUUUGACUGGUCAGUUUUCCUCUGAAGAGGAAACAAGCUCAAAAAGUGCGGACACUGGGCUUUUAUUCACUGUGCCUGGGCUUCAUUCAAAAGAGUUUGCAUCAGAAAAUGUUGAAACUGGAUUAAUUACAAUGGAUUCCAAAGCUGGCAAAGCAUUAAGUCCUAAAACUGAAACAACUAAGUCACUCGUAGCUGCAGCCGUUCCAGCAGCUGAAUUCAAGUUCACUGCCGCUGCCAUACGGGACACAUAUGGAUCACCACAACAUGAAACCCGCAUCGCCAACCCUCAUGCAGAGUCCCCUCAGGCAGCAGCUGCAGUGGAAGACACAAGAGUGAUUCCUACAAGACCUAUAACUCCUUUCAGUGCCACAAGAGGAUCUCGUGAGUUUAUAGAGGAGGGAAGCAAACAUUUGCCUUUGUCCGUACCUUCUCAUCAAGAUCUGGAUACUCUUAAUGUGUUAAAGGAGCAGAGUGAAGUCACCACGAGUCAAAGUAGGUUAUUUGAAGAAUCCCAACAGGCCCAGGAGUCAUCUGAGGUGCCAAAGAGCUCGGCUAUAUAUGAGGAAGAUGAGCAGGAGCGGCUGAGGUGGAGUCUACUUUAUACCCAGAUCUCUCAGAAACUGACCACUUUGAAAAAGGUUAAGGAGGAGCAUCAGAUCGGCUCAGGGGAUGGAGGGAGCCAUGAUGAGGAUCCACAGAGGGAGCUGGCAUCAACCGGGUCUGCUUCUGCUGUUCUCCAGCGGACACACGAGUCCAUCACCAAGCUGAAACAAAUAGUGAGCUCUCCAGGUGAAAAUAAGGAGUUGUACGAAGCUGCACGAAAGGUCCUCCUCUGUCUGGACGCUUUGACUGACCUUGUGUUAACUUCUGGUGAAGAUGAUCCCCAGCUGAGGCUGCUGCAGCAGGAGUGUGUGUCGACUGAGCUGGUGACUCUGGCUGAGCUGUUGAGCAAAGUGGAGUCUGAGACCAAACCUGCACUUUCGGGGGAAAAACCACAAGCUCUCCGCUGUUUGAGCUCCCUUCAGGAGUGUCUACAAACCGUACGCCCGGUCCUCACCUCAUCCCACAGUCAGCUCAAUGAACAUCUGGGCAACACACACCAACAUCAGGAGCUCUCCUCCAGUCAAUUGUGUAUUCUGGAUGAGUUUGAACCUGAACAUAGUGAGAUAUUCCCCAGCAUAAAGGAUGCUCCCAGAUUGGAGCAGUGUGUGCUGGGCCGACAUCUGAGGGAGAGUCCAGGGGAAAAAGCCAAGCUGCAGCAGGCUUCCUGGUCCUUGCUUCAGGGGAUAACUGGCCUCCUGGAACUGGGUGAGGAAUGCUUAACAAAGGGGCAGAAGAGCCAGGUUCACAACCGCAGCCAACUUCAAGCCGUCCUCUGCAGACGCGAGAAGCUCCUGCGGGUCCUCAGGUCUCAGCUGGCUUUCGUACAGCAUCUGUUCCAACAUGAGCCAGAAGCACUCAAGUGUCAGGAGGAUGAGCGGGUACAGCUGGAAGUCAGAGCCAAAGCUUUGCAGCAACGGGCUCUGGAACAGGAAGUGGCUUCUCAAAGGAGCAUCCAGGAGUGGACCCAGUGGGAGGAUAAUUGUGGUGGACUCGGCCGGUUGCUGGAUGAUGUUGAAGCUUUCAUCAGCAGCGGGGAACCAGAGGGAGACGAUGAGAAGUUAGCGCAGCACCGACAAGAUGCCUGCCAGCAAACACUGGUCCAGCUGGAUGAGAGCAGAGCUGCUUUAGGACUGCUCCUGGAUCAGGGGAAGGUACUGCAGACUGAGCCAGAGUUUGCUGCCACGGUCAGUCAAGCAGGAGGCGCUCUGGAGCUGCGGUGGCAGAGCGCCUACAGACGGACUAAACAGGAGAGUAAGCGCUGCAGAGAUAUCCAGGACAGAUGCACCAGAUUCCAGGCUGACUUUGCCUCUGUCAGUAAAUGGCUGGUCGAUGCUAACAAACACCAGAAGACUUGGUCAGACUUGACCCAAACCUCUGACCUGAGCCAGGAGUGUAUUCACAGCAAUCUGAUCGAGUUGCUGGAUUUCUCCAUUGAGACUGAAGCCAUGUCCGUGCAGAAGGCGGCUGCAUCUAGGGAAGCUGCUCAGCUGCUCCACCUGAGGGAAGCUGACUGUCCCGGUCUGAGAGCUCAGCUCGCCCAGCUGGACGUCAACUGGACCCAGCUGACCUCUGAUCUGUCCAAGACACAAGACCGACUGCAGCAGCGGCUGCUGGCAGCGUGGCCACCGGGGAAGCUGCUGUCCAACCUGGAGGGCUGGCUGAAGACGCUGGAGGCUCGGCUGAGCCAGGAGAAGGAAACAGUCCUCAAGGCCAAAGAUGCUGCUCAGAUCACUGAAGUCUUGCAGCACUACCAGGAGCUGAAGGCAGGCGUGGUCAAUGGGCAGCUCCUUCUUGAUUUCCUGUGCCAGUCUGGGCCUCAGGUAGUGGGUGCAGACAUCCAGGCUCUGCGCUCAGAACGUACGAUGUUUGCAGAGGAACUUGGCGCCCUCAGACUGCAGUGGCAGCACCUACAGAGAGAGUUGGAGAGCCAGACUCGUGAAGCUGAACAGAUGCAUCACACAUGUGCAGACAGAGAGAAGCGAUUACAGCAUCUUCAUGACUGGAUCAAGCAGCAGAAAAAGCAGCUGGAUCAGUGCAAACAGCCCACCAGUCAAACUCUGGCUCGUAAGGCUCUGCAGGAGUGGGAGGCUGUUGUGGGCAGGGUGAAGGAGGUGGAUGCAGCUUUGCAGGAGUUGAAAGCCACACGAGUGCAUGUUGGACAGGAAGAGGAUCACCCUUGUGAUAUCUCCUUCUCUGGCCGGACAGAGAGUGUUUGUCACGCUUGUGGGAAUCUUAGUCAACAGAUGGACGCUCUGCGACCAGCUCUGCAACAGACUUUGGAACAGUGGAGUUGUUUUGAGAGAGAUCUGAAGGAAGUUUCUCUGCACACCACCAGGGUGUGCUGUGCUCUGCAGCACCAGCCUCUGUUCUCACUGAAGCAGGCAGAGGGACAUUUAGACCUCCUCCAGCAACUCCAGGAGAAGGCUGAAAAAGGGGAGGAGCUUUUGGUGAACGUGGACAAAUCCUAUCAGAGUCUAGUGAAGACUCUUCAUCCUGGAACGGUGCAGAUACUGGAGGAUCAAAUGAGAGGAGAGAGAAAACGGUGGACGGACUUGGUGCAGGAGUUGAAAGAUGAGCACACGAAGACUGGAGAGACACUUUCCCUCUGGCAGGAGUACGCUCGCCUCUCAGAUCAGUGCUCCCUUCACCUGCAGACACUGUGGCAUCAGUGGGAGGAGUUACCAAGAUCUUCUCCUCAGCAGGACGCACAGGCCAUGCUUCACUCAGUGGAGAAGUUGCAGGAUGCUGCAGAGGAUUUGCAAAGCAGUGUGGGAGAUGUGCUUGCAGCUUCCAAGCCUCUUGUUGGACGGUUAGAACCACCGGCUGCAAAUAUAGUCCAAUCCGAGACCAGAAUGCUGUCACGUGACGUCCUGCUGCUGAGUCAGGCAGUGUCAGGAAAAAAGAAGAGUGUUCAGGAGGAUGUGGAGCAACAGAAACUUUUCCACACUCGACUGGAGGCCCUUGAAAAGCAGACACAGGACACACAGCAGAAACUUAAGGCCAGCUUGAGUGACACAGACUCUGUAAAGGUUCUCCUGGAACUCAGUGAAAUGUUUCCAUCACUGGUUGACGUCAGGGAAACAAGUGCUUAUGUGGCCAUUAACAACCGUGAGGCAGAGAGACUGCACAUGCUCAGCAGGCAGUGGGUUCAAAGCAUGAUGCGCGCAUCUGACACCAACAGAGCCCUGGAGGCUGAGCGUCAGCGCUCUCAGAACUUUCAGGAGAAGUGUAAAAACCUGACGUCUAUCCAGAAGAAGCUGGAGGAGGAGUUGAUGUCAAAAAAACCUCAGAGUCUCUCCAGCCUCCAGGAGAUGCUGAGUGUCCAUCAGAGGCUUGAGGCUGACAUUAUUACUGGACACCAGCUUCUGCAGGGUCUUCUCUGUCAGGCAGUCGAGUCCAUGGAAACAGCAACGGGGGAGAAAAGAUCUGAACUCAUGGCACAAGUGAUCUCUAUGAGGGAGAGCUGGUUCAACUCUGUCGCUCUGGCCAGCCAGCGCAGGUCCUUGACAAAAGAACAGCUAGGCCAGUGGAGAGUCUACCAUCGUGGCUCCAAACUAUUGUGGAAGCUGUUGAGGGUCGUCGACCCUUUGCUGCCCCCUGCUGGACCUGCUCUGUGCGCACUGCAGCAGCUGCAGAGCUGCCUGGAUGAUAACCAGUGUGUUGAAGAUGCUCUGGGUCAGCACACCGCAGUGUACACCCAGACGCUGGAGGCUGGCAGACAUUUAUGUGAAACCAUGACAGAGUCUGAGUGUCAGAGCAGACUGCAGUCAGAGCUCCAGGCCAUACAGGAGGCCUGGGAACGAAGCGCCCCACUGCUGGAGAGGAGGAGAGACCUGGUCAAGACAACUGUUCAGAAGUGGUCUCAGUGUCAGGAUGGGAUCACCAGAAUCAUGUCUGAACUGGAUGAAGUGAAAAACAAGCUGGAGCAGCCGCUGCCUGAGAGACUGCAGGACUCUGAGAGCGAGACACACAUUCAGGAGACAGACCUCUCUCUGCAGCGUGUGGCCAGUGGAUUUAAGGAAUUGGCCACCAUGAAGACGGACCUGUCCCAGUACGUCGCGGCUGGUGACUCGGCUCUGCUAGAGCAGCAGCUGGAACAACUCCAUGCGCAAUGGGAAGAGCUGUGUAUGAAGGUAUCCUUGCGCAGGCAGGAAAUCGCAGACCGCCUCAAUGCCUGGACCAUCUUCAACGACAAGAACAAAGAGUUCUGCGAUUGGUUGACUCAGAUGGAGAACAAGGUCUGCCACAGCGGAGAUCUGAGCAUCGAGGAGAUGGUGGAGAAACUGAAGAAGGACUGCAUGGAGGAAAUCAACUUAUUCAGUGAGAACAAAAGCCACCUGAAGCAGCUGGGUGAGCAGCUGCUGUUAGCCAGCGACGAAGCCAAGCAGAUGCAGGUCCACGGCUCGCUGCAGGAGGUCAACCAGCGCUGGCACAACCUCUUCCACGACAUCGAAGCCAGGGUGAAGAAGCUGAAGGAGACUCUGGUGGCUGUGCAGCAGCUGGAUAAAAACAUGAGUAACCUCCGCUCAUGGCUUUCUCGCAUCGAGGCCGAGCUGUCCAGACCCAUCACCUACAGCGUGUGUCACCACCAGGAGAUCCAGAGGAGGCUGGCUGAGCAGCAGGAGCUGCAGAGGGACAUUGAGCAGCACACGGAGGGCGUAGCGUCAGUGCUCAGUCUGUGCGACGUUUUGCUGCGGGACGAAGACGCUGCUGGCGGCACUGAGGUGGAGAGCGACUCCCUGCAGGAAACGAGCCGCAGCCUGGAUCAGCGCUGGAGGGCCAUCUGUGCCAUGGCCCUGGACAGGAGGCUCAGGAUCGAGGAGACUUGGAGACUCUGGUGCAAGUUCCUCGAUGACUACUCGCGGUUCGAGGAUUGGCUCAAGAUGGCCGAGCACACCGCUGCCAACCCCAACUCUGCAGACGUCCUUUAUACCGUCGCCAAGGAGGAGCUCAAGAAGUUCGAGGGUUUCCAGCGGCAGGUUCAUGAGCGGCUCACCCAGCUGGAACUGGUCAAUAACCAGUACCGCCGCCUGGCCAGGGAGAACCGCACUGACCGAGCCAGCCAGCUCAAAGCCAUGGUCCAUGAAGGCAACCGGCGCUGGGACACCCUGCACCGCAGAGUGGCCGCCAUCCUCCGUAGACUCAAGUAUUUUACCAGCCAGAGGGAGGAGUUUGAAGGCACGAGGGAGAGCAUGCUGGUGUGGCUGACUGAGCUGGACCUGCAGCUCACCAACGUUGAACACUUUUCAGAGAGUGACGUCCAUCACAAGAUCCAGCAGCUCAAUAGCUUCCAGAAGGAGAUCACCCUGAACACAGAGCGCAUUGACGGGCUGAUAGUGUUUGGAGAGGGUCUGAUCCAGAAGAGCUCACCGCAGGAUGCAGCGCUGAUCGAGGACGAGCUGGAGGAGCUGCACUCCUACUGCCAGGAGGUCUUCGGCAGACUGGUCCGCUUCCACCAGCGCCUCAGCCAGCCCUCGGCGAUUAAAGAAGAGCCAGAGCUCUCUGCCACCGCCUUGUCCUUGGAGUCGAGCUUGGAGCUGAUUGGCCGACCAUGGCUUGGGCGGACCCAAGGAAGCCUCCCAGCUACGCCCAUCCACCUGCUGGCCUCUCCGUUAGAGGGUUCAGGAAGGGAGACACCGGUGAGCGUGGACUCCCUGCCCCUGGAGUGGGACCACACCGGAGACGUGGGAGGGUCAUCGUCACAUGAGGAUGACGAGGAGGAGGAAGACGAACACGAGGAUGACAGAACUUACUUCAGCGCAUUAUCAGAGGUGGAGUUGUCUGAGAGCCAGGAGGAGUUUGUCGAGGCCCCGGAGGCCCUACUAGCCUCCUCACUGGUUUCAAGCAGGUCUUUGGCCGUACACGAUUCUCCUAGAUGGCAAUCACAGGGAGACCCAGAAACACAGUCUCUGCAGCUCGACUCAGAGGGUCACACUCAGGCUCCACCCACCCUCACCAGCACCCCUCUGAAGCAGGGCUAUUUGCGUCUCAUGUCUCAGUGCAGCAGCAGCAUCAAGGACAUUAAAAGAGUCUCACUGAUCCUGGAUGAUGAGGAGCAGCCAGAGGAGCUCGGUCUGACAGGUCUGACUGCCUCAGACCAACAGUCAGGUGUGAUUGAACGCUGGGAGCUGCUCCAGGCUCAAUCCAGGAGCGACCAGCACCCUCAGGAGCCCCGACAGCUCACAUCUGACCUCGACGAGAUCACUUCCUGGUUAGGAAACACUAUCCCAGAGCUGGAGCGCCUCCAGCAGUCUGACCCAGCAGCCAGCAUUGAGGACAUGGCAGCCAGAGCCGUAGCAGUAAAGGAGAUGCAGAAGAAGUUCACCCACUAUAAGUCCAUCAUGCUGUCUGCCAACCUGCGAGCACAGGAAGCUCCAGAGCUGCAGGAGAGGCUGGCCGGUAUGAACCGAGACUGGAGCCGAGCAUGUACAGGCCUCCAGCAGUGGGACACCAGUCUGAGGAAGACACUGAUGCGCUGCCAGGAGUUUCAUGAAACCCUUCAUUCUCUGCUGCUGUGGCUGGCCCAUGGAGAGAGCAGACUCUAUGCAGUGGACAUCAGUGACCCAGACACACCUGUCCAAGCCCUGCGACAACACCACAGCACACUCACAGAUCUGCAGGAGGAGCUGCAGGGCAGACAAACUCAGCAGGCCUCCCUGCAGGCUCUGUGGUCUCAGCUGCAGCCUGAGGACGAGGCCGAGGAGAGCAUUGAGGCCCAGGAGAAACUACAUGUGACAGGUGGCAAACUGAAGUCGCUGCUGAGGCGGGUGGACCAGGACCUCGGCACCCUGCAACAGCGUCUGGAUUGUGAGUCUGCAUCAGAAGCUCAAGGCCAAAGCGCCUCUGCAGAGCCAAAGAACAGUUCGUCUUCUCAAAGACAGAGGAGGGAAUUGUCUCCGCCUCGUUCAUUCUUCUACCGGGUGCUCCGUGCUGCCUUCCCCCUCCAGCUCCUCCUGCUGUUCCUCCUGCUCCUCCCCUGUCUGAUACCGCUGUCAGACAGCGAGCCCGGCUGUGCUGCGACCAACAACUACGCCUGGUCCUUCUACCCCACAUUACACUAUACCAACGGCCCACCACCCACCUGAUGUAUUUGGGAUGUGAAAAAAAGAGACUGAGAACACAGUGAGAAACACAGGCCACCUUUAUAACAAACAUGUAAAACGAUGAAGCAACUGUCUUCUAAAAGAAAAAAAGUCCAAAGUGCAGAAAAUGUAUUUCUGUUUUUAAUAUAUUUAUUUUGAAUCAGCCAGAAAAAAUGUAAACAAAAGUGCAGAUGUUGUAGUUUAAUGAUGCAGAGAUCUGAACACCGUCCACAAGAGUCUGUUGGAGCUCUUCCUUUGAGGAGGCACAGCAGAUGGGACGUGUUGACACGUGGAGGUAAAGCAGCAUACAUACUGUAGCAGUGGCAGGAAGGAGCUGAUGCAGAGGCCUGCGAACAUCUUCCAUGAGGUGGAAACAAAGAUGACAUCACAGUAUUUUCUUUAACUGAACAAGUCGCUGCUCGGCUUCUGUCAGUUCAAAUGUAAAUAAUCGUUUUAUGAACUGUUGACCUUUCAUGUUGUCUGACUCGAACCAGAAAACAAAAAGCAUGCUUGAUCUGUUUUUACGUUGGACUGAAGUUUAUUUUUUACAACAAAGGACACUGGUUAAAUUUGAAUGUUAUCUUUAUAAAGCCAACCGUACAAAGUCAUGGCAGUUUCAUACACACAGAUGUAUAUCCAUAUUUUUUUAGAUGCCUUUCUUUUGUAGACUGUGAGCGUGUGAAUGGCUCCAAGUGCACUGUUGAAACACUGUAGAGUUAGCAGGAUGACGUGUAUGUACAGAAUGUAAUAAUAUAAUGCUUUAUUUAUAACAAACAGUGGAUUUAUGCUCCGAAUGUUCUGGUAGUAAACACUGAUUGUCUUAA
Messenger RNA from Epinephelus lanceolatus (giant grouper), 24665 nucleotides. Lineage: Eukaryota; Metazoa; Chordata; Actinopteri; Perciformes; Serranidae. The record is from RefSeq and is a predicted model, not a curated record.